Thlaspi arvense is the source of this 1056-nucleotide messenger RNA. The record is from the annotation of a GenBank genome assembly. NCBI's taxonomy places the organism in Eukaryota, Viridiplantae, Streptophyta, Magnoliopsida, Brassicales, Brassicaceae.
AUGGAUUGUACAAACCCCGAAGAAACUCCGAUUAACCAGUUUCCGGCCACGGAGCUAAACAUUUACAGAGAAGAAGAAGAAGGGUCCACAAUAUCAUCGGAAAGUAGGAGCAACGAAGAGUUUUCCGAUUGUGAUAAACCGUCGUCGUCAUCGAUUGCUAACGAGCUCGAGCUAAUGGAGUUGCCUAAAGACGAUAAAGCCUACGAGCUAAUCUAUCGCCAUUGCCAAUCCAACCUGACUCCUCAGUUUCAGAUCGUAUCGAUUCUCAAGAACGGAUUUCAAAGCCCAUUGGGCCAAGCUAAGGUUAAAGCCUUUCGUAUAUACACAGAGUCCGUUGCUGAGAAAAACGGCGGUUGCUGCAAAGGCGGUGGAAGCAAAGCCGCGGCUGAAGCGGCGAGAGUGAAAUACGGUUGGUGCGGCGUGGAGAAGAAAGAGUUAAAAGAGAUACUAAUGUACGGAUUUAGCCAUCAAAAGCUUAGGAACAACAACCAUGGCUUAUUACAUCUCUCACCAGACAAUGCACCUCUUCAAUGCCUGAAAGAUUCUCCAUCAUCUGGUGACGAAGACGGGGUUAGAUUCUUGCUGCUUUCAAGAGUUAUAUUGGGGAACUCAGAGAUUGUUGUUCCUCAGGGCUCGAUCACAAGAUCGUAUCCGAGUUCUCAAGAGUUCGAUUCAGGUGUAGACAGUUUAACAUCUCCGAAGAAGUAUAUCAUUUGGAGCACACAUAUGAACACUCAUGUUUUGCCUGAGUUUGUUGUUUGCAUCAAAGCUCCAUCAAUCUUGAGAAGAAAGAAUCCGAAAUCGCCUUGGAUUUUGUUUCCGGUAUUGAUCAAAUCCAUAUCGAAGUUUCUUAAUCCGUCACAAAUCCUUCUCAUUCGAACACACUACAGAGAACUGCAAGACAGGAGAAUCUCGCGGUCUGAUUUGAUUCAGCGACUGAGAAGUAUAACCGGAGAUAGAUUACUGGUUUACAUCAUCAAAUCUUUCGGACAAAAGGUACUUUGUAUUGCACCGGAAGAAUCAAGACCGGUAACUGUAACGUCACGGCGUGGCUAA